Messenger RNA from Prosopis cineraria, 1186 nucleotides. Its product is annotated as phytochrome-associated serine/threonine-protein phosphatase. The record is from RefSeq and is a predicted model, not a curated record. The transcript has 10 exons. Gene Ontology annotation, molecular function: protein serine/threonine phosphatase activity. Lineage: Eukaryota; Viridiplantae; Streptophyta; Magnoliopsida; Fabales; Fabaceae. Gene Ontology annotation, biological process: peptidyl-serine dephosphorylation. Gene Ontology annotation, cellular component: cytoplasm. The coding region runs from base 137 to 1048 and encodes 303 amino acids.
GUAAGCUACAACGUGGAUCUGUGAUUGAAAUUUCUCGGCCUCUUUGGAUCUCUCGGCUUUCUCCAUUGGUUUUGUUGCUCAAACCAAUUUCCAUUCCCUCGCAGCGAGAGGUGUAGUGUUAAAGGAAAGGUAAGAGAUGGAUUUGGACCAGUGGAUCGCGAAGGUGAAGGAAGGGCAGCAUCUUCUGGAAGACGAGCUUCAGCUUCUUUGCGAAUAUGUAAAAGAGAUCCUCAUUGAGGAGUCCAAUGUGCAGCCAGUGAAUAGCCCGGUAACUGUUUGUGGUGAUAUUCAUGGCCAAUUUCAUGAUCUGAUGAAACUUUUCCAGACAGGGGGUCAUGUACCUGAGACAAAUUAUAUCUUUAUGGGAGACUUUGUUGAUAGAGGGUACAAUAGUCUAGAAGUUUUCACCAUCCUAUUACUUCUUAAAGCUAGAUACCCAGCUAAUAUUACCCUUUUACGAGGAAACCAUGAAAGUAGGCAACUAACCCAGGUCUAUGGAUUUUAUGAUGAAUGCCAGAGGAAGUAUGGAAAUGCUAAUGCAUGGCGGUAUUGUACAGAUGUUUUUGACUACCUAACACUUUCAGCAAUAAUAGAUGGAACUGUGCUCUGUGUUCAUGGCGGUCUUUCUCCUGACAUUCGAACAAUUGAUCAGAUAAGGGUUAUUGAUCGAAAUUGUGAAAUUCCACAUGAGGGACCCUUUUGUGAUCUGAUGUGGAGUGAUCCUGAAGAUAUUGAGACAUGGGCUGUGAGUCCCCGUGGGGCAGGCUGGCUUUUUGGAUCCAGGGUCACUUCUGAGUUCAAUCACAUAAAUAAUCUUGAUCUUGUUUGUCGUGCCCAUCAACUUGUGCAAGAAGGCCUCAAGUAUAUGUUCCAAGAUAAAGGCCUUGUAACUGUAUGGUCUGCACCUAAUUAUUGUUACCGAUGUGGAAACGUUGCUUCUAUUUUGAGCUUCAAUGAAAAUAUGGAGAGAGAGGUUAAAUUUUUCACUGAAACGGAGGAGAACAACCAGAUGAGGGGGCCCAGGACAGGCGUUCCAUAUUUCUUGUAACUGAAUUUUGGUUUAUCGUAAAAUUUGUAAUAGUAAAAUGGCUUUAUUAUUGUAUUUGGACAUUGAUUGUUAUGUAAUGUGGGUUUUUGGAUUGCAACACUUAAAAGGUGGAUCUAAUUAUUUGCCACUUGAUUCCCA